Messenger RNA from Racocetra persica, 277 nucleotides. Lineage: Eukaryota; Fungi; Glomeromycota; Glomeromycetes; Diversisporales; Gigasporaceae. The record is from the annotation of a GenBank genome assembly.
UUGCGAACAAGAUAUUGAUAAAGGUUAUAGGAAAUUUGUUGAAGCUGCGAAUUUUUAUCUUUCUGAUACAAAAUCUUGGAAAAAUAAAUAUGGAGGAAUAAAGGAUUAUAAUGCAGAAGUAGCAAAAAAUUUGUUAUAUAAAGAUGAAUAUAAUAAAGUAAUACAGAAUCUUAACAAUCAAUAUGACAAGAAACCAAAUAAAUCUGAAUAUGUAAGACUUGGAUUAGCUAGAUAUUGUAUUAGAAGAAAAUAUUUAAUAAAGCUCUGGAUCUACUAA